AGGUGAAGCCCAAAAGCAGAGAGAAAAGCCGGAUAAACGUGUAAUCUGAAUCUGGGAAAAACGACACACAGGAAUCUUUGACGGUUCAACAUGACAUCUAAAGUGGAGAAAUCAAGAAUGCUUGCAAAGCUUGUGCAAGGAUCGACUGGAGAAGAAUUUGGUCUUUUAAUCUCGACUGGAAGUUUCAUAAGAUUCGAGAAAAUGUGGUCGAUUUCCAUGGAGACUUGUGUACAUUUCCCAGUGAUCGUGCCCGAAAAAAAAAAAAAAAAAGGGACUGGACCUGACCGGAUCGGCGACGGGUUUAAAGAAAGAAAAGCUCGCAAAGGUGCUCAACAAAAUCCUCCUAAAGCAAAUUCCUCAAUCCAAAAGGGCAAAGCUCCGUCUUCAGGCAUCUGCAAGAAACACUCCCUCAAAUGCAAAGGAAAGUAUCUCAAGUCACACUUUUCUGGCUUUUAGACAUGGGAAUUGGAGAUCAAACUGGCCAUUCUCAAACUGUCAUGCUUGGCCUUCGGUCAUCUUUCGCACCUCCGCAUUCGACAUUGUAAUGAUUGCGGAGAUGACAAAGAUCAUCCCCGGAAUAUCUUCCGGUUCGAUCUUCGACGUGGUAUUCUUGCUUCUUUCUUCAUCCUUCUUCGUGCAAGGAGCUCAUGCUGACAUUGGGGUCAACUAUGGCACAGUCGCAAACAACUUGCCUCCGCCUGCCGAAGUUGCCCAUUUCCUCCUCGAGUCCACCACGAUCGACCGCAUCAGGCUCUUCGAUGCAAACCCGGACAUAGUAAAAGCCUUUGCUCACACCGGCAUCGCCGUCACCAUCACCGUCCCUAAUGAGCUCAUCCCUCAGCUCACCAAGCUGAGCAAUGCCCAAGAUUGGGUGAGGACUAAUGUCAAGCCUUAUGUUCCCGCCACCAACAUUGUCCGAAUUUUGGUCGGCAACGAAGUGCUGUCGACCGCGAACAAGUUGCUGAUAGGCAACCUGGUGACGUCGAUGCAGAUGCUGCACACAGCCCUUGUCAAUGCGUCACUGGACCGUAAGAUCAAGGUUUCCACCCCUCACUCCUUAGGUAUUUUGUCCAGUUCGACCCCGCCAUCAAGUGGGAAGUUCCGGCAGGGAUACGACGUGCAUGUUCUGAAGCCACUGCUCAGCUUCCUCAGGGAGACCGGCUCACCUUUCCUGGUGAACCCGUACCCGUUUUUUGGCAGCUCUGAGGAUACUCUCGAUUACGCGCUGUUCAGACCAAAUUCGGGGGUGAUGGAUGAGAGUACCAAACUUGUUUACACAAACAUGUUGGACGGGCAAUUGGACGCCGUCUACUCAGCGAUGAAGGCGCUGGGCUUCACCGAUAUUGAGAUCGUAAUAGCGGAAACAGGAUGGCCCUCAAUGGGCGACUCGACCCAAGUCAGUGUGGAUGCAAAGACGGCGGCAGAGUACAACAGUAAUCUCAUCCGCCAUGUAUUGUCGGGCACUGGCACGCCCCUCAUGCCAAAACGGACAUUUGAGACCUACAUUUUCGCUCUCUUCAACGAGAAUCUGAAGCCGGGACCAUUGUGUGAGAGGAACUUCGGACUCUUCAGGCCGGACAUGACCCCUGUAUACGACGCCGGGAUCUUGAGACCCACGGCUGGAUCAUCCAUUCCGAUCGACCCCAGUCCAGUCCCGAGCUCUGUGACACCGCCAACAAGUCCGGCGUCUGUGUCGCCGCCCAAGGGAACACAAUGGUGCCUGCCCAAAACAGAAGCAGACCCCGAUGCUCUGCAGAGAAAUCUCGACUACGUGUGCGGGCUUGGGUUGGACUGCAGGCCUAUCCAAGAAGGCGGCGCGUGCUUCUUGCCGAACACGGUCCGAGCUCACGCGGCAUACGCCAUGAAUGCGUAUUACCAAGCCAUGGGAAGAAGCAACUACGAUUGUGAUUUCAAAGAGACCGGGGCUGUCACCACUGUCGAUCCGAGCUAUGGAAAAUGCACAUACCACGGAUGAUGGGAGCGUCUCUUGCUCAUAAGAUUAGCAAGAAGAACAGCACAGAGCAUUCGUCUUCUUUAUUCCCUCCAAUUUUGAGACAGCUACAUCUCUCUUCUAGUUCUGCUAUGUAGUUUCAAUUUCUACAUUUUGAUUGAAGACAGUGACAAAGGCAAAUGCGGCUAAAAGCCUGCUAGCCAAGUGGAAAUCUAAGUCGUAGUCGUAAAUUUGUACUUCUUGUUCCUUUUCGCAAGUCGCUCAGCUCGAUUAGUCAUCUCGGACCAGCUU
Messenger RNA from Rhodamnia argentea, 2242 nucleotides. Its product is annotated as glucan endo-1,3-beta-glucosidase. Gene Ontology annotation, cellular component: plasma membrane. The record is from RefSeq and is a predicted model, not a curated record. Bases 545 to 1975 code for a protein of 476 amino acids. The transcript is spliced from 4 exons. Lineage: Eukaryota; Viridiplantae; Streptophyta; Magnoliopsida; Myrtales; Myrtaceae. Gene Ontology annotation, biological process: carbohydrate metabolic process. Gene Ontology annotation, molecular function: hydrolase activity, hydrolyzing O-glycosyl compounds.